Messenger RNA from Dimorphilus gyrociliatus, 958 nucleotides. The record is from the annotation of a GenBank genome assembly. Lineage: Eukaryota; Metazoa; Annelida; Polychaeta; Dinophilidae.
AAUGAAUCCUCUUAGAAGAGUACAGGUCACGGGUAUCGCUCCAAAGUUUGCGGUUUUAGCGUAUUCUGGAAUUGUUAAUGAAAGAUUAGAAUGGUUUAUGUCCACAUUUUUCACAGAACGAAUAAAAAAUCCAAAUGGUUGCACAGCUUCGGCAACAAUAUUUGUUACUGAGAAUGAGCAAAGCUGUAUUGUUCAAAGGCUUUUCAUACAUGGUCAUGAGAUAGGAAUAGGACUUAACCCAAAGUACUCGAAUAAUUGGUGGUAUCGUGCAACAGAGGAGCAGUGGACUAAAGAAACAGGAUGGAUUCGUGAUACUUUAAGUAAGCAAACUUCCAUACCUGUUCAAAGUAUAAGAGGAGUUCGUUCAUCUCGUGUAACACCAGGAGGUAAUAACCAUUAUAAAGCUUUAGAAAAAACAGGAUUUUUAUAUGAUUCAUCGAUAAAGACAGAGAAUAUUCUUUGGCCCAUAACAUUAGAUUUUCCUUGGGAGAAAUAUAGCCGAAAAUGUAUUAGCGGAAUAUGUCCUAACGAAACGUUUCCUGGUCUAUGGGAAGUUCCACUUAUACCAUUUACACAAGGCGGACAAUAUGUUUUGGACGAUUUGCUUUUCACAGAGAAAACAAGCAAACAGAUUACAAAAUUUUUGAUUAAGGAAAUUGAAAUGAAACUUAAGGAAGAUGAACCAAUUUUUUUGAAUUUUGGGGAAACAAUUCUUCAUUCUGCCGCGCUGAGAGAUUCAAUAAGAGAUAUUUUAAAAUAUUUAUCUAAAAAGAAAAUAUGGAUAGUGCCUAUGAGUUCCCUAAUAGAAUGGACAAAAAGACCAGUGAUUGAAAAAGACAUCUUCUCAAAAGGUGAAUUUCAGUGUGUCUCUCGAGUUUUGGUAAAAGAUUGUAAAAAAAGAGUGAAUAUUUUUUUUUUUGGAGAAGAUAAUCAAAGAUUACUAAGUGAAUUAUUGUGA